Molecule: messenger RNA, 774 nt
Organism: Cydia amplana
Lineage: Eukaryota; Metazoa; Arthropoda; Insecta; Lepidoptera; Tortricidae
Product: large ribosomal subunit protein mL62
Exons: 5
Coding region: 114-719 (201 amino acids)
Biological process (GO): mitochondrial translational termination
Cellular component (GO): mitochondrial large ribosomal subunit
Molecular function (GO): translation release factor activity, codon nonspecific; peptidyl-tRNA hydrolase activity
Source: RefSeq, a predicted model, not a curated record
UUAUAUUUCGUUUUGAAUCGGUAAUCGAUAAAAUGCAUUUUAUGCUUAGUUUUUAAUUAGAAUUAAUAUAAGACACAGUCAACACAAUAAAUAGUCUGUGUUAUUUCGGCAAUAUGGCGUUUACCCCGUUGAGAGUGGGUUUUAUACAAAAAAUUGUUCAGAAUGCAUUUUAUACUACUAUGAUGAGACGACCUAUGGCUUACAAAAGCGCUAUAUCUUUGGAAACUUUGUACCCCAACAGUUCUUUAAAACUCAGCACCCCGUCGUUUGAUGCUGACCCAAAAGAGAAAUUCUCCGGUUUCAUACCCUUGGAGAAACUGGACAUCACAUACAGCGCCAGCUCGGGACCGGGGGGACAGAAUGUGAACAAAGUGCACACCAAGGUUGACCUGAGAUUCAAGCUGAGUGAAGCGGACUGGCUGCACCCAGAAGUGAAGGAAAAGAUGCUAGAACUGCAUGGGAAGAAACUGUCCAAGGAAGGGUACCUGAUCAUCCGUUCGGACGCCACGCGCUCACAGCAGCUCAACUUAGCAGACUGUCUCCAGAAACUCCGUACUCUUCUGAGGGAUGCCGCCGUCACGCAACAGAGGCCUUCGCCGGAGACGCUCGAGAAAGUUAGGCAGAGACACCUGAAGGCAGCGCGUAUGCGAGUGGCGCUGAAGCGAGAGGACGCAGUGAAGCGCGCGCAGAGGCAACCGCCGACCGUCGUCGACUUAUGAUUCUUCCACUAAUUGGCCGCAUUGCACUAGGCUGCAGUAUCUCAUGACAAUAGAC